CAAUGCGUCACCGCAAUGCAGACCAAGCUCUCAUUCAUACUAAUAGGCCAUUUGAUCAGGUCGCUGCAGAGAAAGAAGGAAGCGGCUACUAGAAAGCGGCCUUAGACCUUGGGAUCAGGAGCUGUUCAUGACGGUCUACAAUGACCACCACCGCAGACUCGACGGGCGGCAGCGACCAGAGCUCGUAUCCUGUCCACGAUGCUGUGAAGCACGGCAAGAACGAUGAGGUGGCGGCCCUCCUGGACGCAGACGUCAGCAACAUCUCCGCGGUGGACGAGCAUGGCAGGACGCCCCUGCACAUGGCCGUCCUCUUCCAGAACCUGGCGGCUGCGGAGAUGCUCGUCGCUGGGGGGGCAAACUGCAAUGAGGAGGAUGCGACUGGGAGGACCCCGCUGCACCUAGCAGCCUACGCCGUGGACCGUCUAGACGUGUUGCGGCUCCUCCUCGACGCCGGGGCGAGCCUGGAAAGGAACAACUGGGCCGGACAGACCCCCCUGCUGGUGGCUAUUGCUAGGGGCAAUAAUCCUGGGGUGGAGCUGCUGAUUGAGAGGGGGGCAGAUUGCAUGGCCAGGAAUGAGGAGCGAGCCACGCCCCUCCAUGUGGCCAUGGCUUACAGGAACCAUACGGCAGCUCGCCUUCUCCUGGAUCACGGCGCCCGAUUCGGCGCAGUCAACAAGGACGGAAAGAGCGCUCUUCACAUAGCGAUGGAGAUUGGCGACAUCGGGUCUGCGGUCAUGCUGCUGGAAAGAGGCGCUCGAGUGGACACCAUGGAUCAGGCGGGCCGCACCCCUUUGGAUUGCGCCAAGGAUUGGAACUUGCUUCAAAAGAUUUUCAUGCACGUGAGCGCACGGUGGGAGGAAGCAAAAGUGGCACAGCGAAAAGCGGAGGCCGAGUUGGCUGCCGAAAGAGAAAAGAGGGAACUGGCAGAGGUCAAAAUUAGGGAACUAGAGGGCAGCGUAGAGCAGCUUCUGGUCCGAAAAUUGCAUAUGCGGCACUCUGUUUCCUUACCGCCUGGAACUGUCGGCCCUGUUCCGGAGGACUGACUGAUCUGCUUUUGUAUUAUACAUCACUGGCAGACGUGUACAGUUAAAAUCUGUAAUGCUUGUGGAAGGCAGGAAAUGCCUCGGGGCCUCUCUCUUGAAGAUUUCAUGCGGACGCGG
Klebsormidium nitens is the source of this 1160-nucleotide messenger RNA. Lineage: Eukaryota; Viridiplantae; Streptophyta; Klebsormidiophyceae; Klebsormidiales; Klebsormidiaceae. The record is from the annotation of a GenBank genome assembly.